UAUUUCUUUUCUGUUAUGGCGGAAUCAAGGAAUAUUACUUGUAAUGUUAUAUCUACCCCAUCCAAAUUAGUUGAUGUAAUACUGGCACCGGAUGGGUCUAAUUUUGGAGAGUGGAGGUUUCUUAUUGAAAUUAAUUUAGGGGAUAUGGGUAAAGAUAAACAUUUGACUAGGGCAUGUCCAACAGAGCAAACUGAAGCUCAAGAGUGGAACAGGGAUGAUAAAGCUUUAUUGGUAGAGGUAGAGGUAGUUCGUCCGCUUCAGUAUCGGGUAGAGGAUCUUUUGACAAAGGCGAUUAUUGGUAGAGGAAAGGAAGCUGGUGGGCUAUAUGUGCUGGAACAGUUCUCUCCUAGUCCUGAAGGUGCGCCGGUUAGUCUGUUGAGUAGUACGUCUCCUUUCCAAUUACAUUGUCGGUAUGGUCACCCGCCUUUGUCUAUUUUAAAGAAGUUGUAUUUGAACCUAGAGUCUUUAUCUGUUUUGCAAUGUGAAUCUUGCGAGUUUGCGAAGCAUUGGCGGGUUCCAUAUCCACCUAGAGUCAAUAAAAGGGUAGAUUCUUUAUUUCAGUUGGUUCAUUCAGAUGUGUGGGGACCAUGUCGGGUUCCGUCUAAAUCCGAGUUCAAAUACUUUGUAACCUUUGUAGACGAUUUCUCGAGACACACUUGGUUAUAUCUCAUGAAAUCCAGGGAUGAAUUGUUUGAAGUUUUUUGUAAGUUUUGUUCUAUGGUUAAGACACAAUUCAAUAACAUGGUUCGAGUUUUGCGUAGUGAUAAUGGUACUGAAUAUUUUUCUCGUACCUUUUCCAAUUAUAUGAGUCAAAGUGGAAUGAUACACCAGUCUUCUUGUGUUGGCACUCCUCAACAGAAUGGUGUGGCAGAACGUAAAACUCGCCAUCUGUUGGAAGUUGCACGAGCCUUGUUGUUUCAAAUGAAAGUUCCCAAAGUAUUCUGGCCGGAUGCUGUCCAUACAGCUUCGUUCUUGAUAAAUCGGUACUUAGUAUCCGCUGAUGUGUCGUUCUUUGAGGAUAUUGUGUUUAAAGAAGCUUUCACCUCGUCUGAUUGCAGUUCAGUGCAAGACGAUUUCCUUACAUAUACUGUUACCAUUCCUUCUCUGGGUUGGGGUGAAACUAGGCCACCUGUCACACAAGUUUAUCACCGGCGGUCAAGAGAAGUUCAAGCGUUGUUUGGCCCAGCAGCUAAUCCUUCCUCGCCAAAGUCGUCGUCAACAGAUCCCGAUCUUCCGAUUGCUGUUCGUAAAGUUAGAGUCAGUUACAGUGCCAACGUCUUUGAAACAAGCUAUGUGUCAUGA
Molecule: messenger RNA, 1302 nt
Organism: Ipomoea nil (Japanese morning glory)
Lineage: Eukaryota; Viridiplantae; Streptophyta; Magnoliopsida; Solanales; Convolvulaceae
Exons: 4
Coding region: 16-1302 (428 amino acids)
Biological process (GO): DNA integration
Molecular function (GO): nucleic acid binding
Source: RefSeq, a predicted model, not a curated record